Messenger RNA from Dreissena polymorpha, 1311 nucleotides. RefSeq lists its product as uncharacterized. The record is from RefSeq and is a predicted model, not a curated record. Bases 136 to 639 code for a protein of 167 amino acids. NCBI's taxonomy places the organism in Eukaryota, Metazoa, Mollusca, Bivalvia, Myida, Dreissenidae. The transcript is spliced from 4 exons.
UUGUAGACAGUUGCUGGGGACACUUAAUUCAGUUGCUUUGUUUAGUGUCGUUAUUUUGCCGACCAGUUUACUGUAUACACAACACAAGAAGAUUCGCAAAGCGACGCGCUCUGCAUACACGAACGGGCAGACAAAAUGGCGGACCUUCGAAUGUUUGCUUGUUUGAUUUUUGCCUUUUUUUGCACCGGGAUUGUUACUGUACCAGUCAAACAUACCCAUAGCGUAUCUGGGACAGACACAUACAAAAUCCGGGUGUCUAUUAGCUCUGGAAAGGUCGAUCCUCAGUGGACACUUGAUGGCAACACAAGCAACCCCGACAUAAAAACGCUCAUAAAAUACAUCACAAAUGUCGGACAUAGUAUGGGACACAGUGAGACACCCAAAGCAUUUCCGGAUGUGAGCGGGUACAGAGGCAUUGAGAUCGACCACAUGGUUGACGGUAAAUCUCAGCACGUGUGGGUCAUCCCUAGAUGCGAGCUCAUCAAGCUGGAGUACUUGCUGAUGAACCUGACCGCCGGAAAUGACAUGUCGGCGGAUCAAAAGAGCCAUGCAUACGGCGUUCUUACCAAGUGCAUGAACGCCAAAAAACUAGACGGCAAGCCUUCCACCAAUAAGACGGCCGAAACUCACGCUGUUUAAUUGGUCGAAUUUCGGGCGGCACUUUUGAUAACAUUACGACAUCAUUGGUUGUUUUCUUGGGAAUGCAUCGUCAUUCAAUGAACACACACGUAUCAGAUAAAAAUGAUAAUCGUUUGACGAUGUUUAGGUUUUAUAAACUAAGUUAACAAGAAGAGGGAAACACCAGGUCAUUUUCUUAUGCAGUUUGACAGUGGGUUUUUCGCGUUAUGUUAACAUAGUAUAUGGAAUACUUCCAAAAAACACACUCGCUAUCCCAUAAAGAAUUUUUUUUAACAUAAGGUAUAUAAUGUGUUUCUAAAGAAUUCUUUCGUAAGUAAAUGUAUUUAUGUUCAACAUCCAGUUGGUACGUUAAAUGCUUUGUUUGUUCGUUAAUUUGCCUAUACUAUAAUUAUGAUUAUCGUUAAUAUUUUCUAUACUAAAACUUGAAAUAUAAGAUAUCCCCUCAAUGUAUAUAAGGAUAAAUAUUGUCCAGCUUCUUCUUCAAUUCCACCACAACAAUAUUAAUCAACAAUUUUUGUUUGAGAAAUGUAUGCUUCGAAUAUUUGUUGAACUUGCUUAAUUGCUAUCAAGUUACGUUGAAGUGUUUAUAUAAAACAUUGAAUAGACAAUACUUGCAUACAGAGAAAAUGUAUGUUAUUUACAUUUGUUUCUAAUUAAAAGUGAAAUCAUUGA